AUGUCGGAUUCGCCGGAGAAGCCUACGGGUCUCCUCGACCGAGUCCCUGGACCACUUGACCUGUAUAUUGGCGGGCUAUUUGCUCUCCGCCGUAAGCAGUCCUUGCAGGCCUCCAAGAUCACUCAUGUAUUGUCGGUCCUGCGAGGCUCGCUGGACAAGACCCUCUUCGAGAACUUCACGCACAAGCAAGUCGAGGUCGACGACGUCGAUGAUGAAAACCUUCUCGAACACUUCCCCGCCUGUAACAAGUUCAUUCAAGAUGGACUCGAUGCGGGCGGAGGUGUACUCAUCCAUUGUGCGAUGGGAAAGUCCCGGUCUGCCACGGUCCUAUGUGCAUUCUUGAUGUAUCAUCAUCGAAUAAGUUUCGCUGAAGCGCUGGCUCUGAUACGAGAGAGUCGACCGUUUUGCGACCCAAACGAAGGCUUUGUUCAGCAACUGGAACUCUACCAUUCCAUGGGCAUGCCUGAGAACGUCGAUGAAGCGCCUGCCUAUCAACGAUGGAUGUACCAAAGGGAGAUAGAGCUCAGCCGGGCGUGUGGUCAAGCACCCGAGGCCGACAAGAUUCGCUUCGAGGAUGAACAUGCCAAUGGAGCGGCUGCCAGUCCGGCCGACUUUGAGCUACGAUGUAGGAAGUGCAGACGUCCGCUAGCCACGUCACAGUAUCUCGUUUCGCACAAGCCAAAACAAGCAGACGGCGCUCAACCGUCGAGUUCCCUAUCAAGUCCGUCAUGCUCACAUUACUUCUUGGAUCCGCUAUCCUGGAUGCGACCCCAGCUCGAGCAAGGCAUGCUCAGCGGCCGACUCGAGUGCCCAAAAUGCAAGACCAAUGUCGGGAAAUACGCCUGGCAAGGGAUGCAAUGCAGCUGUGGCGAUUGGGUAGUGCCUGGGAUCAGUCUUGCCAAAGCUAGGAUAGAUGAGGGUAGGACUCGGGCCUCAUCCGGGGCGGCGGCAGGGGGGAUUCGACAACCGCCAGCAUCGGGCGCCGAUGCCAGCACUGCAAGAAAGCUGGGCGUAUCACACGAGAAUUUAUAGCGAGGUGUUGUACCAGCGCAGUCCUGCAAGGGCACGAGUCUGCGGCUCGUUCGCCAAUGCGCGGCGUUGGGUAUUGCUCUUUCCACCUACGUCAAUCAUCCUUGCGAUACCUCCGGCUCCCUGUCUUCGUGCCAACCGAGCGAGGCGGUCGCUCGCUCGAUAUA
This is a messenger RNA of Dissoconium aciculare CBS 342.82, 1196 nucleotides long. RefSeq names its product dual specificity protein phosphatase 12. The record is from RefSeq and is a predicted model, not a curated record. Gene Ontology annotation, molecular function: protein tyrosine/serine/threonine phosphatase activity. Gene Ontology annotation, cellular component: nucleus. The transcript is spliced from 4 exons. Gene Ontology annotation, biological process: protein dephosphorylation. Bases 1 to 1032 code for a protein of 343 amino acids. Lineage: Eukaryota; Fungi; Ascomycota; Dothideomycetes; Mycosphaerellales; Dissoconiaceae.